Molecule: messenger RNA, 2347 nt
Organism: Gastrolobium bilobum
Lineage: Eukaryota; Viridiplantae; Streptophyta; Magnoliopsida; Fabales; Fabaceae
Product: probable pectin methyltransferase QUA3
Exons: 7
Coding region: 273-2075 (600 amino acids)
Cellular component (GO): cytoplasm; endosome; trans-Golgi network
Molecular function (GO): methyltransferase activity
Source: RefSeq, a predicted model, not a curated record
CAUGCAUACAAAAACCACAAUAACACACACAAUCUCAGAUCCUUCAUCUCCAAAUUAAGAUCCAAAUCUCAAUCUCACACCAAAAGAGUCCCAACACACAUCUCAAAAACCAUCCUCAACUAUAAACACACUCAGAUAAUACCCCAAUUACAUAUUCCGACCCACCAAACAAUCCCUCCCGAUUUCAACCAAAAGCACCGAUUUUUAACACCAAAAUGCAUCGAAACCCAAAACCCAGACGCUGAUUUGAACAGAUCCAACUUGCUUCCAAAAUGGGUCACGUGAACCUCCCUGCUUCAAAGCGUAGCAGCAGCACCUUCAUCAACAUCAACCCACGUCAAUGGCGGCUAUUGGACCUUAUCUCCGCAGCGUUCUUCGGGCUCGUGUUCCUCUUCUUCCUCCUCGUCUUCUCGCCUCUCGGCGAUUCCCUUGCCGCCUCCGGCCGCCAAACGCUGGUUCACUCCGCCUCCGAUCCGCGGCAGCGCAACCUCCUCGUGGCGGCGAUCGAGGCGGGGCAGCAGCAGAUCAUUGAGGCGUGCUCCGCCGAAGAAGUGGACCACAUGCCGUGUGAGGAUCCGAGGCUGAACAGCCAGCUGAGUAGAGAGAUGAAUUAUUACAGAGAGAGGCAUUGCCCUCCACCGGAGAACACUCCCCUUUGUCUCAUUCCACCGCCCAAUGGCUACAAGAUUUCGGUUCAGUGGCCUGAAAGCUUGCUCAAGAUAUGGCACAGCAACAUGCCACACAACAAGAUUGCUGAUAGGAAAGGUCACCAGGGAUGGAUGAAACGUGAGGGUCCACACUUUAUAUUCCCUGGAGGUGGCACAAUGUUUCCAGAUGGAGCGGUGCAGUAUAUUGAAAAACUCGGUCAAUACAUUCCAAUGAAUGGUGGUGUUCUGAGGACUGCUCUUGAUAUGGGGUGUGGGGUUGCUAGUUUUGGAGGAUAUUUACUAGCUCAAAACAUCUUAACCAUGUCUUUUGCUCCAAGAGAUUCACACAAAUCACAGAUACAAUUUGCUCUGGAAAGAGGAAUACCAGCUUUUGUCGCUAUGCUUGGUACUCGCAGACUCCCAUUUCCUGCAUUUGGCUUUGACUUGAUCCAUUGCUCUCGGUGUUUAAUCCCUUUUACAGCCUACAAUGCAACUUAUUUCAUAGAAGUAGAUAGAUUACUUCGCCCUGGUGGAUAUUUAGUCAUCUCUGGUCCCCCUGUUCAGUGGCCCAAACAAGAUAAAGAAUGGUCUGAUCUCCAGGCUGUGGCAAGAGCUCUGUGUUUUGAACUGAUUGCUGUUGAUGGCAACACUGUGAUCUGGAAAAAGCCAACUGCGGAUAUGUGUCUCCCCAACCAAAAUGAAUUUGGUCUUGAGUUAUGUGAUGAUUCACAUGACCCAAGUAUUGCUUGGUACUUCAAAUUGAAGAAAUGUGUCACUAGGAUAUCUUCUGUCAAAGGAGAAUUUGCUAUUGGGAUGAUUCCCAAGUGGCCAGAAAGGCUAACUGCUCUGCCACCUAGGUCCAAGCUCAGGAAAAAUAGUGCUGAUGUAUAUGAGGCUGACACUAAGCGAUGGGUAAGGAGGGUUGCGCACUAUAAGAAUUCUCUAAAGAUAAAAUUGGGGACUCCAGCUGUACGCAAUGUCAUGGACAUGAAUGCAUUCUUUGGGGGUUUUGCGGCAGCACUAAAAUCUGAUCCUGUGUGGGUAAUGAAUGUAGUUCCAGCUCGCAAGCCGGCCACUCUUGAUGUGAUCUUUGACAGAGGCCUUAUUGGAGUCUAUCACGAUUGGUGUGAACCUUUCUCAACAUAUCCUCGUACCUAUGAUCUGAUCCACGUGACCAGCAUUGAAUCACUUAUAAAGGAUCCAGCCUCUGGCAAAAGCAGAUGUAACCUUGUUGAUUUGAUGGUGGAAAUAGAUCGAAUGCUGCGCCCAGAAGGCACAGUUGUUGUGAGGGAUAACCCUGAAGCAAUUGACAAAGUAGCUCGUAUUGCUCGUGCAGUGAGGUGGAGGCCUACCAUAUAUAGUAAAGAACCUGAAUCACAUGGCAGAGAGAAAAUCCUAGUUGCAACCAAGACCUUCUGGAAGCUCUAAUUCUCUUCCCACUAACAUAGCUGUGUAAUUUAGGUGAAAUUUCCUUCUCUCUCUUUUGAGAAUGAUGUUUUCAAAGUUAUCUUCUCUAUGCACCAAAGCGAUGCGCUUUUUUUUUUUUUUUUUUCAAUGUUUAUACAAGGAGAAAAUUAAGGUUAGGAUCUGAGAAAACGAAAAGAUGUGAACAAUUCGUGCAGUUUUAUAUGGAAAGCACAAGCUAGUGGUAGUUAUAUAUCCUCUUAGCUAUAAGGAUAACUUGUAACUCAAUGUUUUAA